Messenger RNA from Bursaphelenchus xylophilus (pine wood nematode), 4434 nucleotides. NCBI's taxonomy places the organism in Eukaryota, Metazoa, Nematoda, Chromadorea, Rhabditida, Aphelenchoididae. The record is from the annotation of a GenBank genome assembly.
AUGGCAUUCGAUCCGGAACUGGGGUACGACCCCGAGGAAUGGGAGCUCUGUCCCCCGCCUGACCAUUUCUUGGCCUUCGGUUGGUUCAGUCGGCUUUGCUUGGCCGUAGGAGCAAUAACUUUUGCAUUUUUGUUCUUUUACUGUAUUGGACAAAAGAAGCGAUGGAGCGCCGAUGAAAGAAGGGCGAGCUUGACGAGUGUUAAGGUAAUGGUUGAGCUUGAAAUUUUGUUGGAAUAUGUGCAUUUUCAAACUUAAAAGUUUUGCUUUUUUAGCCGGAUCCCGAAGCUCUUGAACAUCUCCAAAAGAUUGCCUCUAGCGAGCAACAAAUCCGUCAAAAUGGCCACGAAACCUCUCCAUCCAGCGGUCUCCGUCGCCGCCAGAAACGUCUCUCCGAACAAGAUCUUCAAGCUCUUGACGAAUGGGAGCUAGAGCGUCAACGGCUCGAACAAACGAAGCUCGAGGAACUUCGAAACGACACAACAACCGAUCGUGAUGGAGCCCCUAAAACACCACCAUCAUCUCCGCCAGAGAUUCAGCCGGUCGAUUAUCAACGGCUGGCCGCCGAUCUAGAGAGGAGGUUGUUGGAUGAGAUCAGGCAUAUUGAGGAGCCCACAAACUCGGUGGAACUUCACCAACGAUUGCUGGAGAAGCACGAGCCUGAAGUUAGAAGAGCGGAAAGAAGUCUGGCCAAUGCCGAGGCCGAGGAGUUGAGGAAGAGCUUCACAAAAACGUUGGAUAAUGCUAUCGAACAAUACAAUAGGUAAAACAUAAUUCAUUUUUUCGAAAUUUAGGCUGAAUUCAAAAUUGUCAUUGUAAAAUACAAACUUUCUUUGAAACCGUUUUUUACGCCGCCAUGAUUUCAGAAAUCUCAACGAACAAGUGUUUGGAAAUGAUAGCGACUUUGAACAACCCUACAAGGAUUCUCCCUACUUUUAUCCGAGCGACGCAGAUGAUGCUGAGCACGCUCAUUCUUUUGUUUUCGAAUCUCCGAAUGCCGCAUUAAACCAGCUUGGAAUGAAUGUUCCUCAGGAACCAGGCCAAGUCCAACAAAAACUUCCCAGUUUCCAACAAGUUCAAGAUCAAGACCAUAAACAGACUCGUGAUCUCCCUGGCCAACAAACCACACCCGUUCCACAGCAAGAGCCUCAAUUUGCCAAGAAAAGUUCAUCAAGUUCUGACGAAGGCUUUGUCAAGAUCUAUCAUGAUCAGACACAGCCGGUCGAUUUGCUGAAGAACAUUGAAGCUCAUCGAGAGCAAAUUUUAGAGACGAACACUGCCGUUGAAAAAGCUCGAAUUCAGGCGGAAAUGCCGGAUUUCCGAUUCCCAGAAGAUCGUCAACAAGUUGACCAAGACAACCGUCAACGACCAGACAGCUUUUAUGAACAUGCAGACCAACAAGCUGCCAAUGAAAAAUAUUAUCAAGUGGCCCCGGCACAACAAGACGCCAGAGGAAGAAGCCAAGAGCAGAACAAGUUGCAGCGCCCUCCACCGGCUCAAACCCAAGGACAGGGCCCUCAGUUUGGUCAUCAACAAUCUCCUGGAAUCCAGAAUGCCAAGAAGAAAUCUCGAGACCAAUCGCCUCUAGAGUAUCUGGAAGAACUUCAUGAUCAUCUUCUUGGUGAAGCACCUUUGAAUUAUCCCGGUCCUCAAGGCCAAACUUUCCAACGCCCUUCCGUUGAGAGACAACCAGCUCCACGAGAUGAGAUUCUGAGCCCUCAAGAGAUUGAAUAUCUGGCAACACAUCCUCAAGUUCAAUCACCACAAGUCCAGAAGGCACUAGAAAGAGCUAAUCAAGAGAACUCUCCAUAUGUGGUUGUUGAACAUGACGGCGAAGUUGACCUGUACCCUCAGGAUGAGCAUCGAGUUGUGAAGAGAGCUGGAGCCAUUCCGGAUGAUCAGGAUUUACGUCAAGGCCAAGAAUUUCCCCAAGAAGGUAGACAGCCUCAAGAACAACGAGGUCAACGAGUAGAACAAGGGCAGCUCCAAAGAAGGCGGACAAGUCAACAAGAUUUGCAAGGGUACGAUGAUAAUUACGACAAUCUGCAAGGAGCUGGGCCAACGAUUCAACAGCAGGGCCAAGCUCCUGGCUACACUCAAGCCUUUGUUCAGCCCGGUCGCCAACAACAAGGCCAUGUCGAAGUUCACAUUCAAGGCCAACAGCAAAAAUCUCCUCAACAACAAUUGCUAGCACAACCAGCCAACACUCAAAAGGUGAUCUUCCCCGGCUCCCAUUCCGUUCCAUAUGAGCUCGAUCAUGAACGUGAGCAACAAGGCCGAGAGACCGUUCCCCCUUACGCCAUUGACGAUGCCGCCAAAGAUCUGGACUCCCAAGCGGAGGCCCAGAUGGCCGAACUUCUUCAGGAAUACGAUGUCCCCGUAGAACAGCUGAAACGAAGAGAACAAAGAGAGCAUGUUCCUUCACCCGAAGCAAAUAUAAUGAGAAUGAAGUUGAAGGAACAAGGUAUAUUACAAUAUGAAUUAAUGCAGUUUUUGGUUUUUAGGAGUUACUCCAGGACAGGGCACCCCCGUGGCAGAACGAAGGCCUUCCAAACAAGGCGCGUUUGACCAUCGAUCUGCAACACAGCCUCCAAACGAACUUCAGCAGGGUAUGAAAUAAAAAACACAAUGUGGUUUACAAUCAAGGUUUUUCAGACAUCAAGAAGCGCGAACGUUCAGAGCAACCAUCACGAACCGAGCCUGGUCAACCCAAACGAUCAAAAACCAUUGAUGGACAUGAAGAUGAUCCCCGUCGUCAAGUUGAAGCCGAUAUCUAUCUUCAAGAUGCCAUGGAGUACGUGGAUACCCACAAGAACUAUCUUCCAUCAACCAGUGGUUUUGUGAUUGAAGAGGACAUGUUGGAGAGCGAUAAACAACCAAUCCGGACACGAAAUGCGAGUGCUGACCCGACUAGUCGACAGGUAUGGGAUUUGUUCAAUAUGCAAGAGUUUUAGGUCCCAACCAACGAAGCAUUUGAUAAACAUGAAAUGGUAUUUGAUGAUGCGGAUGACGCAGUAACUUAUGCUCCGGAAAUUCAGUCAGUUGAGAUUCCUCCAGAUCAGAUUAGCCAAGCAUCUUCACAAUUUGCUGAGCUUCCCGAUGACAGAGAGAUUGCUCAACAUUUGAAGCAGAAAGAAGCAGCUCCUCCUCACUUUGUCAACGAACAGGACAAUCUUAUUCAUCGGUAAGGAAAAAUCCAUUACAUAUAUUUCUACACAAUAAUUUGUCAAUGAAAACAAAAACCUUCAAUUUUUCAGCAAUUCCCCCAAAAACUUCUCCGGCCCAGCUCCAGUUGGAAUGCCGCCAGCUUUCAGUGUCAAGGUCGAAACGGACAACGUUUCAAUUUCCUCAAGAUCAUCACGGUCUUUAUACAAGCAGAGUUCAUUGCUCAGUGCACUGGGAGUAACAUCGAUGCAAGAGAUGUUACUAGAGCUGACUUCCUUCGACCAGUUAGCAGAGGCGAUGAGAAAAGCAGGAUUGGAGCGGGUAAACCUUAUCUUUGGUAAGGAAAAGUCAUCAUUUUUUUGUUGCAACAUCAUCUUAACUUCAUCUCAAUUUAUAUGUUCUUAGGCGUUGACUACACGGCCUCCAACAAGUACCAAGGAGAGAACUCCUUCGACGGCCGCUCUCUCCAUUACCUUGGAGAGUCUUAUGUUGUGAACCCAUAUCAAAAAGUCAUCACGACAUUGGGAAGAGCUCUGGCUCCAUUUGCGACGCUGAAUGGAAUUCCAGUCUAUGGAUUUGGCGAUAAUACCUGCGGGGAUUGGGGAGUGUUUCCACUCAAUGGCACGAAUGGAUAUUGCAAAGAUCUGGAUGAUGUUCUGAAGUAAGCGAGUAAAAUUUUACAGUACCUUUUGUCUUUUAGGACGUAUAAUGAGGUAACGCCGACAAUUGGAUUGAGUGGUCCAACAAACUUUGCUCCGUUAAUCUACCAAGCCAUUCAGAUCUGUCAACGGGUACAGGAUGUAGGUUAAAUCAAUUUUCGGACUGUUUAGGUCAUUUUACAUGUAUACUUAUAUUACGGGUGAACUGUAUUUUUCAGUACCACGUCUUGGUAAUCAUUGCGGAUGGGCAGGUGACCAACGAGAGAGCAACUCGAAAAGCCAUCGUCCAAGCUUGCCAAUGGCCCUUGUCCAUCAUUGUGGUUGGGGUUGGCGACGGACCGUGGGAAAUGAUGAGGGUCUUUGACGAAUCCCUUCCCAAACGCCCUUGGGACAACUUCCAUUUCGUCGAAUUCCAUGAUCUGGUCAAACCGCAGUACGGCGAGCAGGGAGAACUCGCUUUCGCUAUUCAUUCACUUUUGGAGGUACGUAUAAUACGUUGCAAUAGACUUUCAUAUUAUUUCAGGUACCCGACCAAUACCACCACAUCACGAAACUGGGCAUGCUGCCAGCUCGGACCGCCACCGGCUCGAGACGUAGUUCGGUCAAUCGAUAG